UCGGGAUUAGAUUUGGAGAUAAUUGUUUAAUUAUCUCAGCCAGUAACAACACUCACUUGCAACAGCCAGGUUUUAAACAGUAGAGGGCAGUCACUAAGCAGACUUCCAUAUAAAGUGUAAAAUUCAAACUCUUUGCACUAUAAAUGUCAAGAUUUGGGCCUGACAACACUACUCGAUACCCAUGGGAAAAAAAAAUGUGUGUAGGGAUAUGGUCUGAUGCUGGUGCAGAGUGAAGGGUGCACAGGUGUGAACAGGCAUCAGCUGUGUCCUGUUGGCUGCAGUGUGUGUUGUGAUGUGAACGAUCCACACACUCUCAGCAUGAGGUCAACCUGUUAAUCUGUGGGCGUGUCUUGUCUUAUCCAAGGCGUCCUCUCUGUGUGACCACGCCCAAUCAGCUGUUUCCUCAACUUCAGUCAAGUCAAAGGGGAACACUCUCUCUCUGCUCAGACCACUGUGUGUGUGUGCGUGUGUGUGUGUGUGAGACUCGGUGCCUGACACCGCUGCGAUCUAUCCUCGGAGUUCGAUUCCUAUUUGAAAUCCAGCAACACGUGGCGUCAUCAUGUCCCUAGCGGAUCUGCAGUGGUGUCCCACAAGCGUCCAGGUAACGGUGCUCCAAGCCCGAGGCCUCAGGGUGAAGGGGAAAGGCGGCACCAACGAUGCGUACGCGGUCAUGCAAGUGGGCAAGGAGAAGUACCAGACCUCGGUGGUGGAGAAGAGUGUAGCUCCGGUGUGGAGGGAGGAGGCCGCGUUCGACCUUCCGCCGCUGCUGCUGCUUCACCAGGGCGCAGGAGGAGCAGGUGGAGGAGGAGGAGGAGAGCGCGGCACGUUGCGCGUCCACGUCCUGCACCGGGCCCUGGUGGGUCCAGACAAACUGCUGGGACAGGCUGUCAUCAACCUGCUGCAGCUCAGUGAGGACAAAAGCCGCAGCAAGACCGAAUGGUUUAAGUUGCUGGACAAGACGGGCAAGGCAGACAAAGACAGAGGAGAGGUUUUUCUGGACAUCCAGUUCAUGAGGAACAACAUGACCGCCAGCAUGUUCGACCUCUCUGCUGCAGGAAAAUCCCGCUCCCGCCUGGGCAAGUUCAAGGACAAGGUUCGCGGCAAGAAGAAGGAAUCCGACGCUGCGUCUGGCGUGCUGCGAUCCUUCAGCCCGGUUCUGACGGACAGUGAGGGGGAGGCAAACGGAGAUGAGGAGGUGGCUGCGGGGAAGGAUGACAAAAAGAAGAAACAUAAAAUGAAAUCUUUGUUUUCUUCCAAGUCCAACCUGCAGAGGAACAUGUCUCAGUCCAUGUCUAUUCUACCCGCGAAGAACUCGUCGCUUAGUGGCAGCCAAUCGUCUGGUCUGAAUAUGGAUUCCUCUGAAGGUAAAAAGAAGUUCAAGUUCAAGAUUCACAAACGCUCGGGUAGCUCAGACGGCAAAGAUUCCUCCUCUAGUCACCAGAAAAAUGCUACUACAGAGCAGAGCAACUUGUGCAUCAAUGGCAGCCAUGUUUACUGUGAAGAGCCACAGAACCGCAUUUCUCGCAUCGGGUCAAACUUCAGUCUGGCCAGUUCAGGCCAUGGAUCCAUGGAAGACGUCCCUGAAAGCUCUCCUCCGUCAGUGGAGUCACUUCAGGCAAGGAGACUGGAAGAACAGGAAAAGACGAUAAUUGAGGAAGAAGAAAAAAGGCAAAGGGAGGAAGAAGAGAGAAUUAGGAAAGAGGAAGCGCAUAGGGCUAGGAAGGAAAAGGAAAAAUAUGAGAAAAUGGUAGAAGAGAAGAGGAAACUGGAGGAACAAGAGAGAAGACAAAAAGAGGAAGAGGAGAGAAUUAAACACGAAGAGGAAGAAAAAAUUAGGAUUGAGGAGGAGAGGAGGAGAAGAGAAGAGGAUGAAGACCGGGCAAAAAAGGAAGAAAUGGAAAGAUUGGAAGAGGAAAAGAGGAGACUAGAGGAACAAGAGAAGAGGAGGAUUGAAGAAGAAGGAAAAAGACAAAGGGAGGAAGAGGAGAGGAAGAGGAGGGUGGAGGAAGCUGGGAGGGAGAAAAGAGAGGAAGAGGCCAGAAAGCUUGAGAUGGAAAAGUUAACAGACGCAGAAGAACAGAAGAAAAAAGACAAUAAAACAAAGGAUGGACACAAAGCUCCUGGGAAGAAAUCCAAAGUGGCUGAGGAGAGUCCUGCAGGAGACACGUCCACUAACCCGUUUGAUGAGACCUGCUCAAAUAACGAGGACGUCCCAGACUCACCUGCUGCACCCGACAGCAGCCCCUCCAAAGUGUCAAAGGUCAAACAAGGAUAUACAGCUGCUGUGUCAUCAGUGGGAAGCGAGACUCGUUCCGCUGAUCAAAAGGACCUGAUUGGUGCUCAGCGGGACAAGCGACUGGCUCCUCAGCCUCCAAGGGGGAAUGUAUCUGAGAGUCAGAGGGAGCAAGAUGUUUCUAAACCACAUCAGACACAAAUGAACAAGCAGAGUAAUGACAAAGACGUCAAAACCGCAAGUGUUCUCCCUCAGCGUUCGGUGCAAGUAAUCACUCCCCUGAGUCAAUCCCACAAAGAUACGAAGAACUUCCAGAGCUCGAUGCAAACUAGUACCGCCAAAGGAACAGGAGGUGUGGCCAAACACAGUAAACGCCCUGCACCAUCUAGACCUUCAGAGAAAGAGGAGCUGUCGUCUAAACCGAAAAGCCUUUCCUCUUCCCUGGGAGGUGGCUCAGAGACAAAACAAGCCUCUGUCGUUUAUGGCUCAAAUCCAUUUGAAGACGACGAAGAUGAGCCCACAGCACAAGAUGAUACACCAUCACCCCCCGAUUCAGUACACUGGCCUCCAUCUGUGUCCCAGGAUGCCGCCUCUCAAGCUAAAUUCAAAUCCUCCAAAAUGGCCCGUGCUCCUCCACCUCCUGCACAGACGGUUCCAACAUCAAGCACUUUAGCGCAAGAAAACACAGACAGAGGUCACGUUACAGACCCUGCAGGUGUCGCUGCACCGGAUAAAGGUGCAAAGCAAACGCGUGCCCCGCAGCCAGAGGUCGUGACCCCUGCUUCUAUCAAGGACACUUCACUAAAAGAGCCGCAGCCUGCGAGAGCUCAAAGCACUGCAGAGGUGACGGGUGUGAAAAAGGAAGGGCCUCCUACGACGUCACGCAGGCUUCAGCCGGUAAAACCUCUUAAUCCUCCGGAACAGGAAUCUGCCCCCGUUGUUCAUUUGGAGAAAAAUAACUCCACAGAAAUUCUGAGUGAAGUUCAGGAUAAAACAAAGAUUCUCUCGCAGGUAAAUGACAGUGGGACCAAAGGUCCGUACUCCCAGCUCACUCAGGAGGAACUCAUCUCUCUGGUGCUGAAACAGGAGAAGCAGCUUUCUGAAAGAGACAAAACGAUAUCAGAGCUGGAGCUGUACAUCGACAACUUACUCGUGCGCGUCAUAGAAGAGAACCCCAGCAUCCUGAUGUCCUUGAGCUCUUUGAAGAGAACAGUGUAGGCGGAUUCAGACGUGACGCUUUCUUUUCCAUCUGUAUAAUUAAUGUAGACCUGAUCGACAACAGCUCCACAACAGUAAACUUCACCUAGAAAUAGUUGUGGAUUCUUUUCUGAAAGGUAGCAGGAGUAGAAGUUGAGGUUCAAGCCUUUUGUCAUAGUUCCAUAGAAGUAAUAAGUCCUUUUUCUAAAUAUGUCUUAAAAUGUGUUGACCCUUUUCUACAUUAUGUACAUGUCCAACUUUGUAACUUGUGUAUUUGUAAUAAUUAUUUUCAUGUUGAGCACAAAUUCUGUCUGGUAAUAAAACUUGAUAGAAGUCUAUUGUUGAUUACGAGACUUGAACAAAUUGUAUUCUGUCUGUUUUCUCUCGUCUGUUAGCUUGACGUUCGCUGGUGAUAUAUGUCCAGUGCACACAAGCCUUAUUUUGCUGUUAAUAUGGGCUUUUUAUGUAGAUAAAGUUUCUUGCUCUUGUACUGAAUGUCAAACGUAUAUGUGAUUCUGGUAACCUUAAAAGCACUUUAAUGAAGCUUAUAUUCUGUGAUGCUCUACUGUACUGAGGCUUCAUGCUAUCAAAAUAUGCAAAAUCAAUAAACCCAUGAUUAAACAACC
Paralichthys olivaceus (Japanese flounder) is the source of this 4056-nucleotide messenger RNA. The record is from RefSeq and is a predicted model, not a curated record. Lineage: Eukaryota; Metazoa; Chordata; Actinopteri; Pleuronectiformes; Paralichthyidae.